GGGGCGCGGAGCCGCGGAAGGGGCGGUGCGUCGGGGUCCGCGUCGGGGUCGCGCGUCGGGCGCGCCGUGGCCCCGUCGGGGCGGCGGGAGCUGCGGAGCCGCCAUGGCGGACCUGGAGGCCGUGCUGGCCGACGUCAGCUACCUGAUGGCCAUGGAGAAGAGCAAGGCGGCGCCGGCCGCGCGCGCCAGCAAGAAGGUCGUCCUGCCGGAGCCCAGUAUCCGGAGUGUGAUGCAGAGGUAUCUGGCAGAAAGAAACGAAAUAACCUUUGACAAGAUUUUCAAUCAGAAAAUCGGCUUCCUGCUAUUUAAAGAUUUCUGCUUGAAUGAAAUCGGUGAAGCGGUGCCUCAGGUGAAAUUUUAUGAAGAGAUAAAGGAAUACGAGAAACUGGACAACGAAGAAGACCGGCUGCACCGGAGUCGGCAGAUGUACGACGCCUACAUCAUGAGGGAGCUUCUGUCCAGCACACACCAAUUCUCAAAGCAAGCUGUAGAACAUGUCCAGAGCCAUCUCUCCAAGAAGCAGGUGACGCCUACCCUUUUUCAGCCGUACAUAGAAGAAAUCUGCGAAAGCCUUCGAGGCGACAUCUUCCAAAAGUUUAUGGAAAGCGAAAAAUUCACUAGAUUCUGUCAGUGGAAGAAUGUGGAAUUGAAUAUUCACCUGAGCAUGAACGACUUCAGUGUGCACAGGAUCAUCGGCCGAGGAGGGUUUGGGGAAGUUUACGGCUGCAGGAAAGCAGACACCGGGAAAAUGUAUGCCAUGAAGUGCUUAGACAAGAAGAGAGUGAAGAUGAAACAGGGAGAGACACUGGCUUUGAACGAGAGGAUCAUGUUGUCUCUCGUCAGCACUGGGGACUGUCCCUUCAUUGUCUGCAUGACCUAUGCCUUCCACACACCAGACAAACUCUGCUUCAUCCUGGACCUGAUGAACGGGGGCGACAUGCACUACCACCUCUCCCAGCACGGGGUGUUCUCUGAGAAGGAGAUGCGAUUUUAUGCCAGCGAGAUCAUCCUGGGCCUCGAGCACAUGCACACCUGCUUUGUAGUCUACAGAGACCUGAAGCCUGCGAACAUCCUCCUGGAUGAAUAUGGGCAUGUGAGGAUAUCGGAUCUUGGCCUGGCCUGCGAUUUCUCUAAAAAGAAGCCUCACGCCAGUGUGGGCACCCAUGGGUACAUGGCUCCCGAGGUGUUGCAGAAGGGGACAUGCUACGACAGCAGCGCCGACUGGUUCUCCCUGGGCUGCAUGCUCUUCAAGCUCCUGCGGGGCCACAGCCCUUUCAGGCAGCAUAAAACCAAAGACAAGCAUGAGAUAGACCGCAUGACCCUGACCGUGAACGUGCAGCUUCCAGAUGCCUUCUCCCCUGAGCUGAGGUCCCUCUUGGAGGGUUUGCUCCAGCGGGAUGUGAGCCAGCGACUGGGCUGCUGCGGAGGAGGGGCACGAGAGUUGAAGGAGCACAUCUUCUUCAAGGGCAUCGACUGGCAGUAUGUGUACUUACGGAAGUACCCGCCACCCCUAAUCCCUCCUCGGGGAGAGGUCAAUGCCGCAGACGCCUUUGAUAUUGGCUCGUUUGAUGAAGAAGAUACCAAAGGCAUUAAGCUGUUGGACUGCGACCAGGACCUCUAUAAGAACUUCCCGCUGGUGAUUUCUGAGCGCUGGCAGCAGGAAGUAGUGGAGACCAUCUACGACGCCGUCAAUGCCGAAACUGAUAAAAUUGAGGCCAGGAAGAAGGCUAAAAAUAAACAGCUUUGUCAAGAAGAAGAUUAUGCCAUGGGGAAGGACUGCAUCAUGCACGGAUACAUGCUGAAGCUGGGGAACCCCUUUCUCACACAGUGGCAAAGACGUUAUUUUUACCUGUUUCCCAACAGACUGGAGUGGAGAGGAGAGGGCGAGUCUCGGCAAAAUCUACUGACCAUGGAACAGAUCAUGUCUGUGGAGGAGACCCAAAUUAAAGACAGAAAAUGCAUUUUACUCAGGGUAAAAGGAGGGAAGCAGUUUGUUUUGCAAUGUGAGGUUCCAGGGUACCUGAGGGUAGGGGUCAUGCUGCCUGCACUGAAGUGUUGGCAGAUGAGCAGACACACCCCAAAUUCUCACCUACGUCUCUGUGCAGAGUGACCCCGAGUUUGCACAGUGGCUGAAAGAGCUGACGUGCACCUUCAACGAGGCCCAGAGACUGCUGCGCCGCGCCCCCAAGUUCCUCAACAAACCACGUGCCGCCAUCCUGGAGUUCUCCAAGCCACCGCUGUGUCACAGAAAUAGCAGCGGCCUCUGAACCACAGAGCAGCAGGGCCUGAAGGAGGCCCCCCCCCCCCGGCUCUUCAGCCCAGCAGUGGAAUGGAGCCACGGGGAACCGUGUGGGGCUGAGACACAGUGGCUCUGAGCACUGGGCUGCUCCAGGCUGAGGAGGCCCACAACACCGGGGUGGCCCUUCAGGAACUAGGACAUCCUUGGGGCUGGCCUAUCCACACUCGAAAUUACUGAAGAAGCAGAGGCAUUUUUCUGUGCAACCCUCUCACUUUGGUAUCCAUGGACCCAGAACGUAAAAUGGUUCUUACCUCUCAAGCUUUUAUGUCUGGCAGGGAGCAUAUCCAGGGUGGGAUCACAGUCUCUGGGACUACGGUGGCCUGUCCCAGACAUUGCUGUGUCUUGAGUGCCUGCCUGAAGUGUGGGGGCUGAGGCUCCAGAUCCUGGAGGAGGGUCUCUGUAGGUCAGGGCUGACACCUUGCUGUCCCUGAGGUGAUGAGGUAGCUCUGAGCAUCAUGUGCACUUCCCGCCUCUGAUGGCUUCUUUCCAGAGAUGCUAGUCAGAGGGAAGAGGUAGGAAGUUCCCUGGAGGAGACUCAUGGCAUCCAUCACAGCCAUUUCUGGUGCGCAUGACUGGAGGAUGCCCCAGGACUUCAAGCAGAACCUAGGUAACCCACCAGACAGUGUCCCUCAUGCAUGGCACGCAUGUACUCGGGUCGGGGUCUCCAUGAUGGUUAGGUCUAUGACAGAGUCCUGCUGCUCCCUCUGUUUGACCUGGGGGAGCAUCUGAGGAUGUGCCCAGGGUGGAGAAGAAUUGCUGCCUUGCUUUCAGUACACUGGUGGGUGACAAUGUCCAGAGGUACCCUGUACACCCUGGCAUGCCCCACACCUUUCUGUCCCUAAUGCACUGUGUGCUGGGUUAUUCUGACAGAGGCAGCAGUUUGCCCAGCCCCCUUCCCCUUAAAGGUGGCUUUCUUCGCUGCUGCCCUGAAUUAAUGCUGGGGCCCCAUGUCACCACACUGAGAAGUCCUGCAAGGUCUCUGUGGAUUUGUCCAAUUCCUGGGGGGCGGUGUUACUGAGUCUCUAGAUGAACUCCUGAGCACAUGAAGAAACCUGACCGCAGAAUUCUUUGCGUUCUGUCCUGGAUCUUCCUGACAGUUCCCAGUGUGUAUUAUGUUCCCGUGCUGGGAAAAUACGGUGUUUAUUUAUUUUUAUGUUUUUUUUUAACUGCAAUUACCUUUUGAGAGUUUGGAAGAUAAUUUACCUAGAGGGUCUGUUAUUCUGCAGGUGCAUGAGGGACCUGUGAGGCUCAGUGCCUGUCUCGCCGCACAUUCAGGGUUCAAGUUCGCAGACAGUGCCACGGUUCACUGCCUCCAGGGUGGGAAUGUGGCGUCACCCUGCUUGGCUUAAAAGGCUAGCAUUCAGAUUCUACCACACACACGCACACGUAGUUAAGUAUUAUGGUUACUGUGUAGGCAGGAUUAGAAUAGACAGCUCACACGUGCUCAAUGAGACCUGCAGGGGCGGAGGGCUGUAUCUCUGGCCUCUUUAGGGCAUAUAGAGACCUCCCCCAACCCUCCAAAUUGGGAGGGACCUUGACCCCAGCAGGUGUUGGGCUAGCCGUAAAAAAAAAUCUCUCAUUGGGGUUACAGCUAUACCAAAGUCUUUUAAGAUGACACAGGGUCAUAGGAUCCUGCACCUGCACAGUCACGCCAGACUGUCGUUGAUAUCAUGUGUCAUUUUUUUGGCCAAGUUAAUUUUAAGACUCCUUCCCUUUUAGAAAAAAAAAUAUGUGUGUGUGUGUGUGUGUGUGUGUGUGUGUGUGUGUGCGCGCACGUGUGUAUGUGUAAGGUGGGAGGUCUCCUACAAGUUCUCCUGCCUCAGACUCCAAGUAAACCAUUUUGUCCCCCUCGACCCCACUUCCCUUAAAGACACAAGCAAAAGGGACGACAGACGGCCCUUGCCAGAGAUUGGCUGGUGAUGGAUCUGCUAACGCCACCUUAGAGGCUGUCUUUCCACCCCAGCAUGUGGCUAGGGUGUGUCCUGGGCCCAUGGAGUGGAGGGAGAAGCCAGCUGGGGUUGGGAUGCACAGCUCUUUGACAGUUUUCCAUCAUGCCAGCGGAUCCCUAGAUGUCUCUUGUACUUAUAUCCGUUACACAGGACCAGCCCUGUGUUCUGGUGACUCGGGUUUCCAGAUUGGAGCGUUUAACAUGAUGGAGGGUGUUCCACGGGAUGCUGUUUUUUAUACAAUUAUGCUCUAAGUAGGCAUAGUUUCAUAAAGCAAGAAUCAAUGCACAAAGCCCAGAAUAUUAGAUUAUUUUAAAGCCGCUAUGUGACACACACCAAAUUAAAGCCUUUGGCAACCCCCAGUUUGUUUGUUUUAACCUAAAAUGCCCGCUUGUCCUUGGGGCACCCCGCUUUUGCCUCUGGGCCAUAAUUAAAUGUGAUCUUUUGACAGAGGGACCUGUCUUGCUAUUGAUACAGGAGUGCGCACAUGGAUAAGCCCAUUGGCUGACAUUACAAACUGUGCGUGUAAAACCAGCAGUGAAGGAUGGGUGGUGACCUACCAGGGAGAGGUGCUGCAGUCUCACAAACCCAGCCUUGAUUGGCAGAGGCAGGAAGCUUGUGAGUUUGAGGCUAGCCUGGGCUACAUAGCAAGACUCUGUCUUCAGAACACCAAGGGCUCUAGCAUUAGCUCUGGGACCAAGGUCUUGCCUUACCUGUCCAAGGUUCUGGGUUCAAUCCCCAAAGCAGGAAAAGGAUGGGCAGCAGAUCGUUAGACAACUAGUCAGAUUUAGCUCUAGUGGUCGCCUUGACCUUGGCUAUGCGCCUAGGAGAAGCUGCUCUUCUGAGGCCCCACUAGGCAGGAUCGUUCACCAGUGGUCAGUAUGUCAGAGCUCCUCAGAACUCACCAUCUCCAUUUCCUGAAAAGGAGAGUCUGCGGUAGGCUAAGGACAGAGGGAAAAGGCUUGGUUGGCUGAUGGAAGCUACACACCUGGCAUGAGGACCCACCAAGGAAGGAAUGAGGGACACUCACGGGACACGCCCACAGCAUCCCCAAGGGAUUUUUGCACGGCUCGCUUGCUUCAUUCCUGAGGCUGGGAGAAAGGUGCUACAUGUUUUUCACUGGACGUUCCCAGGAAGGUUCCUCAUCGGUGGUGCAUCCAGGACACUGAGCCUGUCACCUGAUACUGUGGCUGUGUAGCCCAGGCAGUCAGAGGCUGUGACCUAGUCGCUGCCCUUGAAUGGGCUGCAGAGGUGUGUGUGUGUGUGUGUAUGUGUGUGUGUGUGUGUGUGUGGGUGGGUGUGUGUGUGUGUGUCCGACUUAGAUUGGGAGGACAUCAGAAUGACAUCAUGGCCUUCCUACGUGUUUAACUCCGUUUCCACUCGGAACUUUCAUAAUUUAAAUUAAAAAAAAAAACAAAACAAAACACUUUUCUUUUCCUGAGUGAGGUUUACUCAAAAGUGUCAUUUGCUCACAUCCAUUGUUAAUAGGAUCACUUUAACCCCAUCGGUGGGUUCAGGCCUCUCUCCCUUUGUCUGUUUCUAUAGGGAUGAAGGACAGGAAGUCGUCUCAGUUCUUGAUGGACAUUAGCAUUUUCUCUGUUGGGCACUUUUGUCUACUUAGAGGAAUAAGAACACAGUACAGCACCUCAGACCAGCGGCCCCAUUAUUCAGGACAUUGAGACAGGAGGAUGACAAAUCCCAGGACAUCCUGGGCUAGGGGAAACCCUACCCUAGAAAUAAACAGACUAAGAGUUGUUUUCAGACACAAAUCAGGUGUGACUGUUCCUUCAAGCAACCAGGAGGCGCUGUGUUCCCAAGACAUGGGAACCCAAGCAUUUUAAAUGGCCUCUAAUUUAAAGGCAGCCACAGAGAGAGGGUUGGAAGUGUCCAUCUUUGACGAAGGACAGACUCCCUUAUAGCUAAUUCAGAUCCAUGAUAUAGAGUUAGGUCUCCAGCAUCUAAUAGUCUGAGUCCCUUCUGGAAGCAAAUACCUAUGCAUCCCUUUUUAUUUUGCCCUAGAUGUAAGACAUCUUUGACAGCAACUUGAGGAUGCAGCCAUCAUUCUGAUUAUCAACUGUGAUUUUGUCCUCCCACCCCAUUUCCUGGAUUUUUACCUGCCCUGUGGUUAUAUGUGCUGUAUGUGGUUUAUAAAUUCAACACUGGCUUUUUUUUUUUUAGUUCUGUCAUUAAAUUAUAUUUUUCUAUGUUUUAAGUAAUAGCACAUCUGGCUUUUUCUGGUAACAGAGAUGGAUGGACCUGUAACCAUGAGACAAGAGUUCUAUUUUAGCACAAAAGCAUUUUAUAUUAUUUAUUGGAUCCCUACGUGCGUUCCCAUGGAAACCAUCUGUAUUUCCGCUUCUUGUGAUCUGUAUGGUUUGUUAUUUAAAGAGAGAUGGCAGCCUUUUGUGUUGUCAAAACAAUAAAACUGAGAGCUCCUAUGA
This is a messenger RNA of Rattus norvegicus (Norway rat), 6686 nucleotides long. It is a transcript of the gene Grk3, whose product is annotated as G protein-coupled receptor kinase 3. Gene Ontology annotation, cellular component: presynapse; postsynapse. Lineage: Eukaryota; Metazoa; Chordata; Mammalia; Rodentia; Muridae. Gene Ontology annotation, molecular function: protein kinase activity; ATP binding; G protein-coupled receptor kinase activity. The record is from RefSeq and is a predicted model, not a curated record. Gene Ontology annotation, biological process: desensitization of G protein-coupled receptor signaling pathway; signal transduction.